AACUUUGUUUGGAAAAAAAGAUUUUAUAUUAAUUAGUGUGAAAUUAGCUGUUUGGAAAUGGGGAGUAAGGUUGCAGUUAUCAGUAUUUGUUCGGUUUUCCUAGUGGCCAUGGUGGUGGCUGUGGCAGUUGGUGUUAACCGCAGCCAAAGUGGAAGCGAUAACGGCGGUGGUGCUAGUAGUGGUGAGAUAUCGACUUCGACCAAGGCGGUGAAAGCCAUUUGCCAACCCACUGAUUACAAAGAAUCAUGUGAGAAAAGUUUGUCAAAUGCCAACACCACUGAUCCCAAGGAGCUUGUUAAGAUUGGCUUCCAAGCUGCCAUUAGCGAGAUUGAGAAGGUAAUCGCUAACUCAACCACCGUGAAAGAGGUAGCCAAGGACCCAAUGGCUCGUCAGGCUCUUGAGAAUUGCAAUGAGCUCAUGGACUAUGCCAUUGAUGAUCUUAAGAACUCAUUCAAUCAACUUGGGGCAUUCGACAUUAGCAAACUCGAUGAAUUCAUAGAAAACCUCAAGAUUUGGCUCGGUGGUGCCAUCACCUACCAACAGACUUGCCUGGAUGGAUUCAUUAACACAACUGGUGAAGCUGAAACAAAGAUGAAGGAACUUUUGAAGACUUCUCGGGAGCUUACUAGCAAUGGUUUGGCCAUGGUUUCUGAGAUAUCUUCAAUCCUCAACAAUCUCAACAUUCCAAACGUGGGCCAAAUUGACACUACUGGUGCCGAACGCAAGCUGUUGUCUGAGGAUGGAUUACCUUCAUGGGUCAGUCCAGGGCAGCGCAUGCUCCUUCAACACACUCCAGCCACCAUUAAGCCUAAUGUUGUUGUUGCUAAGGGUAAAGGUGGCAAAUAUAAAAGCAUCAAUGAGGCCUUGAAAGAAGUCCCCAAGAAGAAUCCCACUACAUUUGUCAUUUACAUUAAGGCUGGAGUUUACAACGAGCAAGUGCUUGUCAACAAGAGCAUGAGCAAUGUUAUGUUCAUUGGAGAUGGCCCAACCAAGACCAUCAUCACCGGUAGCUUGAACUAUGCUGAUGGAACUGGCACAUUCAAGACUGCAACAGUUGGUGUUGUGGGUGAAAAAUUCAUGGCCAAGGGCAUCGGAUUCGAGAACACUGCUGGAGCCAUCAAGCACCAAGCUGUCGCACUUCGUGUGCAAAGUGAUCAAUCCAUCUUCUAUAACUGCCACAUGCAUGGCUACCAAGACACCCUCUACGCUCACAGCCAUCGCCAAUUCUACAGGGACUGCACCAUCUCUGGAACCAUUGAUUUCAUCUUCGGUGAUUCUGCUACCGUCUUGCAAAACUGCCAUAUCAUCGUCAGGAAGCCAUUGGACAAUCAACAAUGCAUCGUCACCGCUCAAGGAAGGAUCGAACGUCGUGAGGUCUCGGCCCUUGUUCUCCAAAACUGCACAAUCUCCGGAGCCCCAGAAUACAUCCCUGUGAAGGAUAAGAACAAGGCAUACCUUGGCCGCCCAUGGAAGGAAUUCUCCAGGACCAUCAUCAUGCAAUCUCAACUCGAUGACAUCAUUGCCCCAGAGGGUUGGUUGCCCUGGAAUGGUAACUUCGCUCUUGACACUUUAUGGUAUGCUGAGUUUGGCAACCGGGGACCUGGUGCAGUUCAGACCAACAGGGUUAACUGGAGGGGUGUCAAGAAAAUCAGAGCACCUAUGGCCCGGAGAUUCACUCCUGAGGUGUUCUUACGUGGUGGCGACUGGAUCCCCAAAUCCGGGGUGCCCUACACUCCUGGCAUGAUUCCUGGACUGUAG
Messenger RNA from Durio zibethinus, 1758 nucleotides. RefSeq names its product putative pectinesterase/pectinesterase inhibitor 21. Lineage: Eukaryota; Viridiplantae; Streptophyta; Magnoliopsida; Malvales; Malvaceae. Gene Ontology annotation, molecular function: enzyme inhibitor activity; pectinesterase activity. The record is from RefSeq and is a predicted model, not a curated record. Gene Ontology annotation, biological process: cell wall modification.